This is a messenger RNA of Trichoderma reesei QM6a, 840 nucleotides long. Its product is annotated as DNA binding domain-containing/Basic-Leucine zipper transcription factor domain-containing protein. Lineage: Eukaryota; Fungi; Ascomycota; Sordariomycetes; Hypocreales; Hypocreaceae. The record is from RefSeq and is a predicted model, not a curated record. Gene Ontology annotation, molecular function: transcription cis-regulatory region binding; DNA-binding transcription activator activity, RNA polymerase II-specific. The annotation marks the transcript as partial. Gene Ontology annotation, cellular component: RNA polymerase II transcription regulator complex. The transcript is spliced from 2 exons.
ACAGGCGCGGCCGCCACAGAACAGCACUUGCGCGCACAGCUCGAGCUCCUCCAGAACCACGAUUCCGCUGCCUCGUCAGCCUCGCCCACCUCGAGCGCGCGCGAUCCCCGAGGCCCUCCGUCGCGGCCCCCGAAUGGAUACGACGCCCUGCCGCCUCAAGACGUCGCCCGCCCCCUCGCCAAGCUAGACGCUGAAGCGCACAUCCACCCCGACCUCCGCGCCUCCGUCGGCCACGCGCCCGCCGCCAACAUGAUGCCCAUGGUCCCUCCCGCCGGCCACAGCCCCGGUCCCGCCGUUCCGGGGCCCUCAGCCGUGCCGCUGGCCCCCGCGCCGCCGCAGCAGAUGCCCGUAGACGACUCCAACCCAGCCGACGGUCGCAAGGCGAAGCGCGAGCUGUCGCAGUCCAAGCGCGCCGCCCAGAACCGAGCUGCUCAGCGAGCUUUCCGCCAGCGCAAGGAGGGCUACAUCAAGAAGCUCGAGCAGCAGGUUAGAGACCUGGCCGAUUUGGAGCUCUCGUACAAGUCGAUGCAAUCCGAAAACUACGCGCUUCGGGAAUACGUGAUCCACCUCCAAUCUCGACUGCUCGAUACGCAGGGCGAAUUCCCGCCGCCUCCCCCCAACGUGAACCUCUCGCAGCCGUCGACUGCCGCGCCGCCUCCACCGACCGCUCCCGAGCAGCACCACCAGCAGCACCCUCACCAGCACCAGCAACCUCCGCCGCCGCAGCCGACCAACAGCAGCAACUCGGGUGUCGGCACGCCUCUUGAGGCCGUUGCGCAGGCCGUUGCCGGUCUGGCCGCCCAGGAACAGAUGGUUGAGCGCGCGCAGACGUACCCCAGC